CGCCCCCGCCCCUCAUUAGCCCCGCCCCGCAUUAGCCACGCCCCCUCGGGCCGUGAGGGCUCCGGCGGGCCCGGGAGGAGGGAGCGGCUCGGUUUGGCACAGCACGGCUCGGCCCGGCCCGGCCCGGCCCGGUUCGGUUCGGCUCGGCUUGGCAUUGUGAGCCCCUCCGCGAUAAAGGUGACUGCCUGCAGGGCUGAGGGACCUGAGGGAUGAUAACGGGCGCCGGCCAGAGCCAGCUUUCUAACUUACGUUGCCGUUACUUUUAUCCCGCGUUAACAGCGCGGUGUUGAGCGUUCGUGUCUCUGGGAUAGCCCUGCAGAGGCUGUUGCACAGACCGGCAGCACCCAGCACAUUCCAACAUCUCGGUGGCUGCCGAGCCAUUUCUGUGUGGGACUAGUUCAAACUGUGUGGAGGAAAUGUAUUAUGCUUGGCUGGAAAAUCCCAAAAGUGUACAUAAGGAUGUCACCUUCGCUUCUCUGUGUGUCUGACAAGUGCCACCUCGUGAGGAGGACUGAAUUCGUCAGUAGGGACUGGAUGUUUGUGGAUGGUCCAUCUGCCUCAUUUUGCCCAAAAGAAACAGCAGUGAUUCCUUGAGCAAGAACCAAGAGGAGCUUUUUCUGUUCAAGAGGAAAUGCCCUGGGCUUGGGACAUGGACAGCAUUGGAGGACGGUAGUGUUGGGGGUGUUCUUCAAUGAAGGCUCAAGGUCUUCCUCGCAUCUGAACUUCUCAACUUUGUCUUCGGAGCAUGUGCAGUUAUGGUGUUCCUUGGUCUUUCUGGAUGUUUUACAGAGCAAGUACAUCUCCAGCCAUGGCAGCUCAGUGUCACCAAACACUUCAGGUUUUCAAACAAAGCUUCAGCAUCCCUGCACGAGCUGGCAGGAGCUGUGUGUUUGUGGACCACUUCAGCAGACUCAGAGGGUUUUAUUAAUAACAUAAAAAUAUUUAGAGACCUACUUUAAGUCCUCAAUAGAAGACAUAUGUUUAUAAUCCUGCUUUAAAUACUUCAUAGAGAUGGCUGGCUGGAGACUGCUAGUUUGCCAAAAUGAUUGAGGCAAGCAGUCAAGUGUGAAAUUGGACAUGACCUAUUGACUGAUCUUCAAUACCAAAAUUAAAAGAUAAUGAUUAGCUUUUUAGAGUUCUCAGCAGAGGAAGUUUAUUCAUCCUUUAUAGGACAUUUGAAUCAGAACUACACAUUUGCAGAGUGCUGAUGAGGAUCACCUAAAAGAACAUUAGAGUGCUAGAUAUGCUUCUUAACUCCUAUCGGUCCUAGCAGUGGACUUGCACAUUAAUAACAGGCAUGCCUAAUGAGGCUGUGCCCGUGGCCACUGCACUGCUAAUGCUGGCUCCAGAAAAAAAAUUUUGUACACAAACUAGACAUAUUUAUUUAUUUUUUGCUUUUUGUAAAACAAGGUAUUUUUCCCUCCCCCCGACCAACAUUUCUUAAUGUAUAGAGUGUUUGAAAGGGUUUCCCCAGCUUACCAUCAGUACCAAAAAUGUUCUUUGAGACCAGACAGUUUGUGCGCUCUUUUAUAGCAGAAAAUAUUUCAGCCGUUCUCCCUAUUUUUCCUGCUGAGGUAAUGCAGAUGGGUAGCUUAAGGUCUGGAUUAAAAAUGGAACUUUUGUCACCUAAUAAUUUAUAUAGGCUAUAUGUAAGUAUCACUACCAAGAAGAAUGACAUCUUUAGUAUGUCUAACAUUUAAGAUAGGAAUUAUAAUGAUUUGCUCCCAGAAAGAAAUACUGAAUUAUAUGGAUGGAGAAAAUAGAGUAAAACCAUUGUCAAGUUCAGGAAUCUUUUAAAGACAUGACUAUGACAAGUAAUAUGGUCUCAGGAGAAUAAAUGAGAAGUGCAGAAUCACAGAAUGUAAGAGAUGCUCUCUGUGAGGAGGGAGUGAGGUUGGAGUUGCCAAAAGUACAUCCACUGAUUUUUUACACCAGGAGUGUGGUGGUAAACUGUUGCAGGAGAACAGACUGUCUGCAGGAAUUUACAAUUAAAGUGUUUGGGAAGAUUUACCUUCUUUAGCACAGGCAAGCUGAAUGUCUGCUGCUAGUGAGAUACAUAAACUAAAAUGUAGACUGAAAGUUCUGUUUUAGUCUGUAUUUCUGAGGCUGAGACUGUUCCUAAAACUUAAAAGGUGCUACUGAGGCAAAAGAGAAGAUAAUCUCAAAGAACAUAAAGCUGCAGAUUUUUUAUUUCUAGCUUUUUAAAAAUGAGAAUCUUUUCAUAGUUAAAUUAUGCUUGAAGCGGUAGUAGAUUGAACAAUAGAUCGAUUUUUUCCUCCCUUCAGCCCCAGCAAAUAUAAAUUCCAUGUGCAAAGCUCACACUCUAUUUGCUACUGUAGCAAAAUAAACUGCUUGUAAUGUGUCAAUUUACUCACAUAGAUGGAAGAUGGCAGGGGUUGUAAUAUUUAAUUGGACGUCGCAGAUGUUUCAUUUUUCGUAUUUUUGUAAAGAAAGGUAUGUUUUAUUUUUAAUUUACCAUUUAUUUUUAAUUAGUUUCUCUUUUAAGAAUAUCUAACCUGCCUAUUUGUAUACUGAUUUGCAAAAGUAUUUUCAUGUUUAGAAGGCUUAACAUAAAGAUUCCUCUAUGGACAUCAAUAUUGCAACCAUAAGAUUUCAGCUUCUGUUGACUUGUUAGCACUCCUGUUUUAUAGGGUGAAGAUGAAUUCCAUUUGAAGAGAAAAUGCUAUGCUAAAGUACCUUUAUCCUAAAAAACACCAAAGUAAGAUACUAUUCUAUUGAAUUGUGCUGUACAUACAAUGAAAAGGUAAAUCUACAAUUGUUUUGCUUGUCCCCACACAUAAGAAAAAUUGUGUUACAAUUGUAUAUGUAUACAAUAACAUAAAUAUUGAAAAGGAAUUUAAAAUUUUGACCACAGUGUAAUAUCCUGUUAAUGGAGAAACAAAGAUAUGAAAGAAAGGUGAGAUGUACAAUUACACACAUAUGUGACCAGUUUAUCUGUAUUCAGAUGACAGUCAUUUGGGAAAAUCCUGGUAAAGAAUUUUUAUGCAAAUUAUUUAUUUUUCAAAGAGUUGUGGCCGAAGUAGUAAUGCUUGACACUUCGCACUCUAUUCACUAUUUCAAAUGCAGAUAUCAUUAAUCAGAGGAAGCAAACCAAUUACAGCAAUUCUAUUUAUUUAUUGUUGACAUCCAUAAACAAAAAACAAAUUUCUGCACAAAAUUAUAUACUUAAACAUGUCUUUUUAAUUAAUAUUGACAUUUUCAUUAGAUGAUUUAUUUCCUCUUGAGGUCCUUUAUAUAACCAAUUUUCUGUUAAACACUAAUUGGACUGUCAUAAUUACAGCUGUGACAUGGGGCUUGGAACAUCCAAAAAAGAAGACAAGGAAAUAUUCCUGUAUGUUGAUAAAUGUCCUAAAUAUAAACGUACUGCUCUCACAUUGUCAUUGGAUGAUGGUUCAAAUAGAUCACAUAACGCUCUUUAAAUCCUGCUACAAGUCAGGCACUCUAGUUUCCCUUUAUCUGAUGCAGACUGAGGGUGUUUAAUAUCUUGUAGUGAUGUGCUUAUCAGGAUGUUAAUAAUAAAUCAGGCACAGGCAAAUGAUGCAGUUCUCCAUCUCAUAGGUGAAAGAAAAUAAUACCUAAUUAUAAAUGAGCAGUUGGUCAUGUUCCCAUGGUCACAAUAUGAGAUACGAUAGUUUCCCCAGUGUUGUGUUUUUCAUAAUAUGUUAAGGAAGGAAUGCGACUUUUACAAUGUUUGAUGCUUUUUUCUCUCAUACAUUUUAGUGUUAAUAUGGCAGAAUAACCAUGGGAGACUGGAAUUUCCUUGGAGGCAUUUUAGAGGAGGUCCACAUUCAUUCCACUAUUAUUGGAAAGAUUUGGCUAACGAUCCUCUUCAUAUUUCGAAUGCUUGUCCUUGGAGUGGCAACCGAGGAUGUUUGGAAUGAUGAACAAUCAGAAUUUAUAUGCAAUACUGAGCAGCCUGGUUGCAGAAAUGUGUGCUAUGAUGAGGCCUUUCCCAUCUCUCUCAUAAGAUACUGGGUUUUGCAAGUUAUAUUUGUGUCUUCCCCUUCUUUGGUGUAUAUGGGUCAUGCCUUAUACAGACUAAGAGCAUUGGAAAAAGAGAGGCAAAAAAAGAAAGCUCAGGUAAGGGUGGAACUUGAAAGCACUGAAUUAGAAAUGACUGAAAAUCGUAAAAGACUGGAGAGAGAGCUCCGGCAAUUGGAUCAAAGAAAGCUAAACAAAGCACCCCUAAGAGGCUCUUUGCUCUGCACUUAUGUGAUACAUAUUUUCACAAGAUCUGCAGUGGAAGUUGGCUUUAUGAUUGGGCAGUAUCUUCUUUAUGGUUUUCACUUAGAUCCCCUUUAUAAAUGUCAGAGAGACCCAUGUCCAAACACAGUUGACUGCUUUGUAUCUAGACCAAGAAAAGACAGUGUUUAUAUUAUUUAUGCAAUCAAUAGCAACUGUAUCAUUGCUUUUAAAUAUUCUAGAAAUUAUCCACUUAGGAUUCCGUAAAAUUAAAAUGGGACUCUGUGAGCAGAAUAAAAACAAAGAUGACUCCGACAAUUUCUACAUAAACAAAUCUAAGAAAUACUCUGCGAUACCACACUCUUCUUUGGGAAUAUCCACCACCCCUCAGAAAACACUUCCU
Molecule: messenger RNA, 4606 nt
Organism: Taeniopygia guttata (zebra finch)
Lineage: Eukaryota; Metazoa; Chordata; Aves; Passeriformes; Estrildidae
Source: RefSeq, a predicted model, not a curated record